Molecule: messenger RNA, 4446 nt
Organism: Contarinia nasturtii (swede midge)
Lineage: Eukaryota; Metazoa; Arthropoda; Insecta; Diptera; Cecidomyiidae
Gene: Su(dx)
Product: E3 ubiquitin-protein ligase Su(dx)
Exons: 14
Coding region: 863-3715 (950 amino acids)
Biological process (GO): ubiquitin-dependent protein catabolic process
Molecular function (GO): ubiquitin protein ligase activity; protein binding
Source: RefSeq, a predicted model, not a curated record
GAUUGCAAUUCGCGUACAAUAAUAAUAAGUUGAUUUUUAUAUAUCGUGGGAAUCACCGAACAUACAGAAAUUCAAGAAUUUUUUGUUCUUUUUUGCCUUGCUGUUUGAUUUGUAUACUUAAUUUUAUUGUUUUUUUCGUGUUUUGAUUGGUGAGCCUGGAAAAAAGCAGCUUUUCAGUGGUUGUUGUUUUGAAAAAAAAGUUGUCUUGUAGCCACGAACAAAAGCAAUUUUUACGGUUCACAAUAAAGCAGAUAACAAGAAAAGACAUGUCAAACCAAAACCCAAUACCAUAGAUCAAGUGGGGGAGAAAAGAGAUAGAGAGAAGAAGAAAAAAUAAAUACACAUCGAUUAAAGUGGAAGAAAUUUAUUUAAUGAAAUGAAUCAGUAAAUUGUAAAUUGUGUGUUGUCUAUAAAUAUAUUUUUGCGAUAUCGACAAGUGCAAUAAUAUUGUCGCUGUACAAAAAAAGACGUGAACGUAAAAAAAAUAUUGUUCAAACAUGAUAACUGCAAUUAAAUGCAUGCAAAAACGUUGUUAAACGAUAUCAGAAAAUUAAUAUUCCGAAAAAACCAAAUGAGCGCUUAUCGAUGCAUAUGAUUGAGUAGUUUACACAAAGAGCAAACAGCAUUUUGGCUCCCAAAUCACAAUAAGUAAGUACGGUAAGCAAAUAAGAGUGUGCGUGUGUGCAAACUACAAAUGAUAUCGACAACGAAUGUAGUGGAAGCGAUAACAGCAUCAAAAAAUACAACAACAACAACCAUAAAGCAAAACACAAACAACGAUUCCAUACAUUCGAAGUAGCAAACAAAUUUGGCCAAACGGUGCAAAAUCAACAGCAACCAACCAUAACAAAUCUGUGUGAACAUGGCCGAAAAUGUAAAUAGAAACAAUCAAGGAUAUCAUCAGUUGAACAUAACAAUUGAAAAAGCGUCGCUAAGAAAUAACGGCAUCUUCAAACCAAACCCAUAUGUUGAAAUAUCCAUUGAUAACAAUAGUCCACGAAAAACUGACAUCAUCAAACACACAUAUUUACCAAACUGGAAUGAAACAUUUACAGUUUGUGUUACACAAUCGUCCGAAAUUACAUUUCGUGUAUUGGAUCGAUCGAGUUUUUUAAAGGAUUCAUUGUUAGGCGAACGUAUUGUGCAUUUGGCACAAAUUUUAGAACAUUAUCAUGGACGUUGUGAUAAUUUAGAAUUAGUUAUGGAUCUAUUGGGAUCGUUAAAACCAGAGGGCCGAACAAAAAGCGGUGAACUUGUUGUAGUAUUAAAUGGAUUGAAAAUCGAAAAUGUGCCAGCGAUAUCAUCAGUUCAUUCGACAAACAAUGUUAGCAAUGGCAUGACAAUCACUUCCACUGCAACUCCAAGCAAUACCAGCAAUUGUUCAACAGAUACAAAUGCAUGCAUGAAUGGACGCAGCAGCAUUUUAUGCGGUGGGAUACGAGCACGUAUGCGUUUGCGGACAAAUAAUUCAAAUAUGCCAGCGACAUCAAACGGGCAUCCAAUUGCUGGGCCAUCGUUAAGUGCCGACGGUUCAUUUAUGUUGGGCGGUGCACGAAGUAUAAAUGACUUGAGAAAUACACGGUUGACGCCAAAUGACCCGAAUAAUCGACGUCACAAUGAAUUUCCCGAUGGACAACAACACAGCCGUAGUGUGGGAAAUCUUGGUAUUACAAAUGUUUCUUGUGGACCAAGUGCCAUUCGAAGCAGUAGUGCUGGUGCUGGUGGUGGCUUAAAUUGGGAUCCAUCACAAACAAUAGUGCCAUGUAACGGAAGUACAUCAAUGCAACGAAAUUUUGUGCAUCCAAAUGUGCCCCAAACUCCAUUGACUUCAAAUUCCGAAUCAGUGUCACCGUCAAAUCAAUCUAAUCAACCAGUCAGUCCUCAACAAAAUGGUGUUGCACCGGCACCCAAUUUAAAUGCCGGCGAUCAACAAUUACAAGUUCAAACGUCAACUGACGAAGAGCAGUUGCCUGGAGGUUGGGAGGUGCGACUCGACCAAUAUGGCAGACGUUAUUACGUAGACCACAAUACACGUAGCACCUACUGGGAAAAACCAACUCCAUUGCCACCAGGUUGGGAAAUUCGGCGUGAUCAACGUGGAAGAGUCUAUUACGUAGAUCAUAAUACUCGUACAACAUCAUGGCAACGGCCAAACAGUGAACGUUUGAUGCAUUUUGCAACAUGGCAAAAUCAACGAUCACACGUUGUAUCGCAGGGAAAUCAACGAUUUUUAUAUCAAACACAAACUGCGCCGAGUGGUGGCUCUACCGCACCAGACGACGAUGAUGGCUUGGGCCCAUUGCCAGAUGGUUGGGAACGAAGAGUUCAGCCGGACAACCGAGUAUAUUUCGUGAAUCAUAAAAAUCGAACCACACAAUGGGAAGAUCCACGCACCCAAGGACAAGAGGUUAGUUUAAUGAAUGAGGGACCAUUGCCACCAGGAUUUGAAAUUCGUUACACAGCAACUGGUGAACGCUUCUUUGUCGAUCAUAACACACGAACAACAACGUUCGAAGAUCCACGACCUGGUGUACAAAAAGGUGUCAAAGGUGUAUAUGGUGUUCCACGUGCAUAUGAACGUUCAUUCCGAUGGAAACUUAGUCAAUUCCGUUAUUUGUGUCAAAGCAAUGCGUUGCCAUCUCACAUAAAAAUUACCGUGACCCGUCAAACGCUGUUUGAAGAUUCAUAUCAUCAGAUAAUGCGAUUGCCAGCCUAUGAGCUACGUCGUCGACUUUACAUCAUAUUCCGUGGUGAAGAGGGGCUCGAUUAUGGAGGCGUCUCACGUGAAUGGUUUUUCUUAUUGUCUCACGAAGUGCUGAAUCCAAUGUAUUGUCUCUUCGAAUAUGCCAAUAAAAACAAUUACAGUCUACAAAUAAAUCCAGCUAGCUAUGUGAACCCAGAUCAUCUGCAGUACUUCAAAUUUAUCGGACGAUUCAUAGCGAUUGCAUUGUUCCAUUCGAAAUUCAUCUAUUCGGGCUUUACGAUGCCAUUCUACAAGCGUAUGCUAAACAAAAAACUCACGACAAAGGACAUUGAAACAAUUGAUCCAGAAUUCUAUAACUCGCUCAUUUGGGUGAGAGACAAUAAUAUUGAUGAAUGUGGUUUGGAGCUAUGGUUUAGUGUUGAUUUCGAAGUGCUUGGUCAAAUUUUACAUCAUGAACUGAAAGAAGGUGGCGACUCAUUGCGUGUAACUGAAGAAAAUAAAGAGGAGUACAUUGGUUUGAUGACAGAAUGGCGAAUGACAAGAGGAAUCGAGCAACAAACACGAACAUUUUUAGAAGGAUUCAAUGAGGUCGUUCCAUUAGAAUGGCUGAAAUACUUUGAUGAACGUGAAUUGGAGUUGAUGUUGUGUGGCAUGCAGGAAAUUGACAUUGAAGAUUGGCAACGGAACACCAUUUAUCGCCAUUAUAAUCGUAACAGCAAACAGGUUGCAUGGUUCUGGCAGUUCGUGCGAGAAUCAGACAAUGAAAAGAGAACCCGACUCUUACAAUUCGUAACGGGAACAUGUCGUGUACCUGUUGGUGGUUUCGCUGAAUUGAUGGGCUCAAAUGGUCCGCAGCGUUUCUGCAUCGAAAAAGUUGGUAAAGAUACAUGGUUACCACGGUCGCACACAUGUUUCAAUCGUCUUGAUUUACCACCGUACAAAAGUUAUGAUCAACUAGUUGAAAAACUAAACUAUGCCAUCGAAGAGACCGAAGGAUUUGGACAAGAAUGAAGUGGGAAAGAGGGCAUGCAAUCAAAUAGAGACUCCUCAAUCUGACAUUUAUUUUAGCAGAACUGUAUUGAAUAUUACAAAAGAAAAUAGGUGAACGAACCCAUUUCCUUUGUGGUCUGAAAUGUGUAUAUAAUAAGAUGUUUGCAUCCAAUAGACAAAAUUAAAAAAAGUGUUAGAGUGCAAAUAUUUUUUUAAAGAAAGACAGAGAUAAUCUAUAAAUAUUUGUAGGUAAAAAAAGGAAGAAAAAAAUUUACUGUGCAUAGCAUAUACUACUGUGGAAAUGGAAUAGUGCGAAAAUAAUAUAAUUUAUUGGAAUUUCAGCUCGAUUUCAUAGUCUUAUCUGAGCUAUUUCACACAUUUGUAAAUAUGAUUAUGUGCUGGCAUUGGGGCGGCCAAGUGAUAUUUAAAAUAGAAAAUAAAUUAGAUGAUGAUUGAAAAUAGCAAAUGUUUGUCAUGGAUGUACAACUUUUUUUUAGCCACAUUUGAAUUUCACUUAUUGUUUUCACGAAAGAAUGAAAAAUUACGCCUAGCGGCAAAUUAGGUGUUGUGUUUCUCUUAAACGGAAAAGACAUUCGAUUUUAAUCAAUAAAUAUAUUAUUAUAAUUCAGAGCAAAGACAUUUUAUAACAUCUAAAUGAUAGAGGUCAUUGUGCAUACUUUAUAGGUAAUAUUAUCAUUGUUGAUAUAAAGAAAUUCAAGAAAAUAAAACCUUUAAAUUAUCGAAAAAGCAAA